Phacochoerus africanus (Common warthog) is the source of this 636-nucleotide messenger RNA. RefSeq names its product olfactory receptor 1J4-like. NCBI's taxonomy places the organism in Eukaryota, Metazoa, Chordata, Mammalia, Artiodactyla, Suidae. Gene Ontology annotation, molecular function: olfactory receptor activity. The transcript has a single exon. Gene Ontology annotation, biological process: G protein-coupled receptor signaling pathway. Gene Ontology annotation, cellular component: membrane. The coding region runs from base 1 to 636 and encodes 211 amino acids. The record is from RefSeq and is a predicted model, not a curated record.
AUGGUUUUUGAUUGUUUUCACAAUUUCCUUCUCAAAAUAUUGUUUUGUGACAGGUAUGUGACCAUUUGUCAGCCUCUCUACUACAGCACCAUCAUGAAGCAGGAAUUGCAUGUCUCCUUAGUAGCUGUGUCCUGGUUCCUCUGUUGUAUCCAUGCCCUGUUGCACACUCUUCUCUUGGUCCAUCUGUUCUUCUCUAUGGACAGUAUCACCUUCCAGUUCUUCUGUAACCUCACUGACCUCCUGAAGUUGAGAUGUUCAGAAACAUCCCUCGGUGAGCUAUCAAUUUUUCCUGUGAGAGGAACCCUUUUCAUCCUGCCUUUGAGUAGUAUCUUGGGCUUGUAUAUUCAUAUAGGUACCACAGUUAUGAAGGUCUCUUCCUCCAAGAGCCUCUUUAAAGUUUUUUCCACCUGUGGCUCCCAUAUCUUCAUGUUGUCUUUAUACUAUGGGACACUUGCUACUAUUUACUUUUUCUUCUCAUCAUGGGACUCCUAUGACAAUGUCAUAAUCACUUCUGUCAUGUAUGCAGUAGUUACUCCCAUGCUGAACCCCUUCAUCUCUAGCCUCAGGAAAAUAGACAGAAAACAGGCCUUAGAGAUAUUUGUCAAUAGGGCUAACUUUAUGAAGUAUAAUCACUAA